AUGGAGCUCACCACACAUCUGAUAAAUGAUACCAUUAAUUUAUAUAAAUGGGCCCUUACCAUCGCAGACAAACGAGUGGAGAAAUGGCCCCUGAUGGACAACCCCCUCCCAACGCUGGCCAUCAGUUCCUCCUACCUGCUGUUCCUGUGGCUGGGGCCCAAGUACAUGCAGAACAGAGAACCCUUCCAGCUCAAGAAGACACUCAUCCUCUACAACUUCAGCAUGGUCGUCUUCAACUUCUUCAUCUGCAAAGAGCUCUUCCUGGCGGCUCGGGCGGCCGGAUACAGCUACAUCUGCCAGUCUGUUGACUACUCAGACGAUCCCAAUGAAGUCCGGAUAGCAGCAGCCUUGUGGUGGUAUUUCAUCUCUAAAGGAGUAGAGUACCUGGACACGGUGUUCUUCAUCCUGAGGAAGAAGUUUAACCAGGUCAGCUUCCUACACGUCUACCACCACUGUACCAUGUUCACUCUCUGGUGGAUCGGCAUCAAGUGGGUCGCUGGCGGACAGUCCUUCUUUGGUGCACACAUGAACGCAGCCAUCCAUGUCCUGAUGUAUCUGUACUAUGGUCUGGCCUCCUUUGGACCCAAGAUCCAGAAGUACCUGUGGUGGAAGAAGUACCUGACUGUCAUACAGAUGAUCCAGUUCCAUGUCACCAUCGGCCACACUGCCCUGUCCCUCUACAUGGACUGUGAGUUUCCCCACUGGAUGCACUACGCCCUUAUCUGCUACGCCCUCACCUUCAUCGCCCUGUUCGGUAACUUCUACUACCAGACGUAUCGUCGCACGCCACGCCAACCCAGGGAGCCCAAGGCCUCCAAGGCUCUGUCUAACGGGGUCUCCAACGGGCUGUCCAAGGGACUGGGGAAUGGAGCGGUGGUGGUGGUAGGGGGCAAGGUGGAGGAAAAGGAGAGGUCGUCAGGGGUGGACAACGGGAAUGGAAGGAGAAAGAGGAAGGGGAGGGCCAAGAGGGAUUAG
Messenger RNA from Salvelinus namaycush (lake trout), 975 nucleotides. RefSeq names its product elongation of very long chain fatty acids protein 4-like. Lineage: Eukaryota; Metazoa; Chordata; Actinopteri; Salmoniformes; Salmonidae. The transcript is spliced from 6 exons. Gene Ontology annotation, cellular component: endoplasmic reticulum; endoplasmic reticulum membrane. Bases 1 to 975 code for a protein of 324 amino acids. Gene Ontology annotation, biological process: sphingolipid biosynthetic process; fatty acid elongation, monounsaturated fatty acid; very long-chain fatty acid biosynthetic process. Gene Ontology annotation, molecular function: fatty acid elongase activity. The record is from RefSeq and is a predicted model, not a curated record.